GUAAUGGCGACAUUGUUGUUGACAUGUUGGCCAUGCAAAACGUCAACCCUUUAUUAAUUUUGCGUAAAUACGGUUAAUUUGAAAUAAACACAGUGUGUUAACACUCCUGAGUUAACUUUUAUUCGUUUAGAAAUGGUUUAAGUGUGGUUUGUAACAAGCCCUAAUCAUGGCUAGGAUUCGUUGGUUGACGAGGACCUCUCGUAUAGUGGCACUAUGCAGUGCUGCCAAUUUUAUAAAUAGUGCAGAUCGAGUUAUAAUGCCCAUUGCUAUUGUCCCCAUGACUGAUAUUUUCCAAUGGAGUCUGCACGCCCAAGGGUGGAUUUUAUCAGCCUUUGCAUUCGGGUAUUUCACUAGUCAAAUAUUAGGCAGUUUCUGGGCCAGCAAAGUGGGGGCUAAGAACGUGCUUAUCUGCAGCGUCCUCUUGUGGAGCAUCGCAACAUUCAUCACCCCUUUCUUGGCCCACAGCGUCACAGCCUUGGUGAACUGUCGCAUAAUUCUAGGCUUUGCUGAAGGUCUCGGUCUUCCGACAAUUUUCCACCUCUUCGCCCACAGCAUCCCCGUGGAGGAACGCUCCCGCGCCUUCAGCUAUCUCCUAGCUUCGGGUUCGGUCGGUCAAACAGUCGCUUCAGUCCUGUGCCCCCAUCUAUCCUGGGAGGCGUGUUUCUACUGGUUCGGUUCGUUUGGGUUCAUCUGGGUGGUUUUGUGGUACUUUGUCUAUCCCGAGGACGCUUUCAGUGCGGAGGAAACCAUCCCGUUGCAUAUGCCCAAAGUGAUAUCCCGGAGCAUCCGCUGGGCCGAUUUCAUCCUCAGUAAACCAUUAUGGGCGAUUUACAUGGCCCAUUUCGCCAUGAAUUGGUCGUCCUACAUCAUCAUGCAAUGGUUGCCUACGUAUCUAGCGCGGUAUUUGGGGGGCAACGCCCACAGUUUGAGUCUGACAGCGGUCCCAUACAUCGUCAACUCGAUUUUCGGGGUGAUUAGCGGUCACGUAGCCGACGGGUUGCUCUUGAAGGGGUGGUCGGUGUUGAAUGUGCGCCGGUUGAUGACCAGUGUGGGGUUAGUGGGGCCGGCGCUCUUCCUGGCGAUUUUCUGUGUCGUGGACCAUCUGCCUUUCGCCGUCAUCCUGGUCAGUAUCUCGAUGGGGCUGUCUGCGAGCAAUUCGGCCGGACAUUUGAGCAAUCACGUAGAUGUCGCCCCCAAUUAUGCCGGGACCACGUUUGCGAUUAGUAACACGAUUGCGACGAUACCGGGGAUUUUGUGUGGUCCGGUGACGGCGUCGUUGGUCACCGCCUACGACGGCAAAUGGAUGAUGGUGUUCCUGGGGGCCACGUUCGUGAAUCUAAUGGGGGCGUUUGUCUAUUUCACGAAUAGUGUGGCCACCCAAGUGUUGUGAAUAUUGUAUAUUGUAGAUAUGACAUGAAUAAAAAAGUGAAAUGUUCGAUUUUAGAAAAAA
Molecule: messenger RNA, 1450 nt
Organism: Tribolium madens (black flour beetle)
Lineage: Eukaryota; Metazoa; Arthropoda; Insecta; Coleoptera; Tenebrionidae
Product: ascorbate transporter, chloroplastic-like
Exons: 3
Coding region: 167-1390 (407 amino acids)
Biological process (GO): monoatomic anion transport; transmembrane transport
Molecular function (GO): transmembrane transporter activity
Source: RefSeq, a predicted model, not a curated record